UUCGUACUCCUACUGCAAACAUUGUCACCAAUUUGUCACGGCGACUGCUCGACCCUUUGGCUAUAUGUUUUGUUGAUUACGACGUAACGAGGCGUUGAUAUUUAUUCUUCCGACUCGCGCCAGCAGCACCUUUCAACAUUCUACACAACCACGCAAUCGUGACAAGGGCAAAUCUCUAUUACAACCAUGGACGCCAAGCCCUACCGACCUGUGCGAGGUCAUCCCACCGCAGGAAACGAGAAUCUACCCGCCGCAAAGCAAAGCAUCCAACACCGAAACAAGUCCGUUGGCAGUCUGCUGAACCAACCGACUACUGGUGCUUUGCAGGUUGCCGCCAAGCGAACAGCCCUCGGUGAUCGCAGCAACAACGCGACCAAGUCUCUCAUCUUGCGCGACGACUCCAAGAUGAGCAAGGGUGCAAUUUCGGCCGCGGGUGCGCCCGCAAGCACCACUAUGAUUACGAAGGCAAAGGAGAACCAGGUGGAAGGCCGCGCUGCCGCGAAGGACGCGUUCCUGCGCCCAGCGCAACGGCCUGCCUCCAAGGCCGCAUCGAUCCUUCCCUCGACAAGCAACGGUUACAUCAUGCCACUUCACGCUGGAGCCAGUAACUCGCACCUCCCCUCUCAGAUCAAGGUCAAGCCCGUGCCCAAGCGUGCUACCACCAUGGUCUACAACGACAAGAACGAUCUCCCGCAAUUGAACGCCCUGGAAGAGGCACACUACAAGUCCCUGACGGGUGCCGACCGUGAGGAGUUUCUGGCUACACGUCGUCCUCGUCAUCACCAAAGCCAGCCAUCCUUGAAGCCCGAGAAGCAGAAUCUACGCCGCCAGACCAGCAGUAUCUCGCAGCAGUAUACCAGCAUUGCGGAUCCUCGACCCUCGAACGCCUAUCCCGCUGGGGACGACAUCACCGAGACUCCCUACUUGGACGCUGUCGAAGAGCUCCCCCAAGAAGAUCAAUACCCCGUUCAAGAGCUUGAGGAAGGUACACUGCCUCCCCUUCCCUCUCUGUCUGCACCUGGCAACGGCUUGAAGGGCCCUACCAAGAUGGUCGAUCUUCUUUCUGAAGACCCCGUUGAGCUCUCUGACUACGAGGAAGAGGAUUACUACGAUGAUCAAGGAUACACGACAGCACACUCGAAUCGGUCCCGAGGCGACAACACAACCGGAGGUGGCACAACCAUUAUGUUUCCCCCGAAGCUCACCAAGAAGGGCGCGGCAGAGAUCGAGGCGGCCAAAGAAAUUGUGGAGAGCAAGCGUAACGCAGUCGAGGCUGACGAAGAGGCUUGGGAUAUCAGUAUGGUUGCGGAAUACGGCGACGAGAUCUUCGGAUAUAUGAAGGAGCUCGAGCAACAAUUGCUUCCGAAUGCCCACUACAUGGAGAUCCAGACUGAGAUCCAGUGGUCCAUGCGGUCGGUUUUGAUGGACUGGGUCAUCCAGGUUCAUGGCCGCUUUGGGCUUCUGCCCGAGACUCUCUUCCUUGCCGUCAACUACAUCGAUCGUUUCCUUUCAUACAAGAUCGUGUCACUGGGCAAGCUGCAACUGGUUGGCGCCACUGCCUUGUUCGUCGCGGCAAAGUACGAAGAGAUCAACUGCCCCUCGGUCCAGGAGAUCGUCUACAUGGUGGACAGUGGUUACACCGUCGACGAGGUUCUGAAGGCCGAGCGAUUCAUGCUGAGCAUGCUCAACUUUGAGCUCGGAUGGCCUGGCCCAAUGAGCUUCCUCAGACGCAUCAGCAAGGCAGACGACUAUGACCUGGAGACCCGAACUCUCGCCAAGUACUUCAUAGAAGUUACGAUCAUGGAUGAACGCUUCGUCGCGACUCCGCCGAGCUACGUUGCAGCUGGCGCUCACUGUCUCUCGCGUCUCAUGCUGGGCAAGGGCGAUUGGACUCCGGAGCAUGUUCACUACUCCACAUACACGUACAACCAGUUGAAGCCCUUGGUCGGCAUGAUGCUCGAUUGCUGCCGUAUGGCUCGCCGACACCAUGGCGCUGUCUUCGACAAGUAUUGCGACAAGAGAUACAAGCGGGCGGCCUGUUUUGUUGAACAGGAGUUGACCCAGGGCUACGGCCUGCCUUUCCAAGCGGCCCCCUCCCUUCCUAUCUCAUUCAACCUGCUCGACGACAUGCCGAGCCAUGACUCGUACGCUCCGCCCCACACGACUCUGAAGAUGCCGAUUCCGUCUCAAGGUUGAGCCCCACCAUCCCCAUCCCCACCGAAUCGAACCGGUUUGGCGGGCUACUGUACAUAUUCGCAACCCUCUUGGCGGAGUCCUCAACCACGCACUUCCACGCUUUUUGCGCGAUACCCUUUCCCGCUUUCUUA
Molecule: messenger RNA, 2327 nt
Organism: Pseudomassariella vexata
Lineage: Eukaryota; Fungi; Ascomycota; Sordariomycetes; Amphisphaeriales; Pseudomassariaceae
Product: cyclin-like protein
Exons: 4
Coding region: 187-2196 (669 amino acids)
Biological process (GO): regulation of cyclin-dependent protein serine/threonine kinase activity; mitotic cell cycle phase transition
Cellular component (GO): cyclin-dependent protein kinase holoenzyme complex; nucleus; cytoplasm
Molecular function (GO): cyclin-dependent protein serine/threonine kinase regulator activity
Source: RefSeq, a predicted model, not a curated record